AUGAACGAAAAAAGUCAAGCUACUUUCUCAGUUAAUGCCAAUAACAAUCAAGUAAAAUCACGAACCUGCGUCUUUAUCAAUUCUAAUGAUCCCUCUGUGAAAAAUCAGAUGAUUAACAAUCUUAAACCAUUUAUCAAACCUCCUUUCCCACCUGCAAUCGAUCCACAUGAUUUGAUAACUUUGCUUCCCAAUGGUAAAACAUCCAAAGCUCCUAAUGCAUUUCUUAUUUAUAGAAAAGCAUUCAUCGAUGCAGCUAGAAAGGAUGGUUAUUCACUCCCAAUGACAGUUAUUUCCACUAUGGCAUCUCAAUCUUGGAUGCAAGAAUCAGAGAUCGUUAAAAAUGAAUAUAAGCAACUUGCAAAGGAUGCAUUUGAUUAUCGUAAUGAAAUUGUUCCUAAAUCUGAACGUAGAAAAAAAAGAGGAAAAUGGAAUAUUAUUUCAUUCUCUAAACCUACUCGCAAAACUCCAAUUGUUAAAUCACAAAAAUCACAAAAAUCCGAGAAUAAGCAAAUUAUUGAACUACCGUCUCCUCCAAUAUCAUCACCUGAACCUGAAAUUGAUAAUACUUUUAAUAACACUAUUCAAACUACUGAAUUACGCACGAAUUUAAUUCCUGAGUUACCUUCAAAUUUGACACCUGAAUUAUCAUCAAAUUUGGAUGUUUAUACAGAAUGGGCGAACUUCUAUAACACACAAAGCUUCUUUUCUAGCCCAGAUCUUUCAGUUUCCGGAAAUAGUUCACCUGAAUUAAAUAAUUAUUAUGAAUUUGACCUCGGAAUCACUUCUUCAGAACCGAUGUUUGCUGAUUUUCUUAAUACGCAAGUUCAAAUAGAACAACCACAAAUGAUUUGCCCUCUAGUUAACAACAUGCCUUUACUUGGUGAUACUCAUGAUUUAGAAUCAACCGAUGAUAUCUCUUUGAAUAAUUCACUUAUUGGAGGUCUUGACUUUCAUAGCAACUUUACUGAUACGACUAUCGAUAACUUUACCUUUCCCGUGAUAUAUCAAAAUAUUUCUUAUGAAAUGGGAUUCGAUUAUUCAUUUAUUUUAUGA
Dentiscutata erythropus is the source of this 1053-nucleotide messenger RNA. The record is from the annotation of a GenBank genome assembly. Lineage: Eukaryota; Fungi; Glomeromycota; Glomeromycetes; Diversisporales; Gigasporaceae.